Oryza sativa Japonica Group (Japanese rice) is the source of this 1849-nucleotide messenger RNA. Its product is annotated as D-amino-acid transaminase, chloroplastic. Gene Ontology annotation, molecular function: 4-amino-4-deoxychorismate lyase activity; pyridoxal phosphate binding. Gene Ontology annotation, biological process: folic acid biosynthetic process. The record is from RefSeq and is a predicted model, not a curated record. NCBI's taxonomy places the organism in Eukaryota, Viridiplantae, Streptophyta, Magnoliopsida, Poales, Poaceae.
UGACAAGUCGGUUUCCCAUCCUCCUCAUCCUGUCCACAGCAAACGGCAAACCCAGUGUGACCCAGGACGGCUCACUGCAGCGCGCGCGGGGUGCCGGCCGUCCGCCGCCCGGCCGGGCCGGCUAAAAAUUGUCCCGCUCCUCCUCCUCGCUUUCCCCCUUUCCUUGUCACCGUCUACCAUGGUACCACCGCGCGCGUCACGUUGCAACGGGAGAGAGAGCGCGUACUCCCGUCUUUUCUAUCCAGGUUCAUUGUAAUGGGUCAUAUUCUUAUUUAGAUUGAGUUAUUUUAGAACGAAGGGAGUACGCACGCGUAGCAAGGUCUCUCUUACACUAUAAACACCAAGGCGAAGCAGCCGCAUGAGUCCCACCCACCUCUCCUCCCCCGGCAAUCAAAGACACACCCCAAGUACUCGAUCGCCUGUGUAGCUUCUUCCCUGAUCGUGCCAUGGGCUCCUACGUUCAAGGCGAGGAUGAGGUUCCCGUGUACGAAUCUGGAGCAGAGAUCGUCCAGAAGCUGCAGGAGAAAUGGAAGUCGACGGCGGCGCCGUUCCCGGCGAUGUACUCGAGCGUGCUCGGCGGCAUCAUCCUGGACCCGGCGAUGAUGUCCGUCCCGCUCGACGACCACAUGGUCCACCGCGGCCACGGCGUGUUCGACACCGCCAUGAUCCUCGACGGCCACCUCUACGAGCUCGACCCGCACCUCGACCGCUUCCUCCGCUCCGCCGCCAAGGCCCGCAUCGGCACCCCGUUCCCGCGCGACACGCUCCGCAGCAUCCUCGUCCAGAUGACGGCGGCGUCCAACUGCCGGAGGGGGUCCAUCCGCUACUGGCUCAGCGCCGGCGGCGGCGACUUCCUCCUGUCCUCCGCCGGCUGCGCCGGGCCGGCGUUCUACGCCGUCGUCAUCCCGACCGACUACUCCCAGUGCCGCCACGGCGUGCGCGCGGUGACCACGUCGGUGCCCAUGAAGCCGCCGCUGUUCGCCACCAUGAAGAACGUCAACUACCUCCCCAACGUGCUGUCCAUCAUGGACGCCGAGGACCGCGGCGCGUUCGCGUCGGUGUGGGUGGACGGCGAGGGCAACGUCGCCGAGGGGCCCAUGGUGAACGUGGCGUUCGUCACGGCCGCCGGCGAGCUGGUGCUCCCGGCGUUCGACAAGAUCCUCGCCGGGUGCACCGCCAAGCGGCUGCUCGCGCUGGCGCCGAGGCUGGUGGAGUCCGGCCUCCUCAAGGCCGUCACCACCCGCCACAUCGCCGCCGACGAGGCCAAGCGCUGCUCCGCCGAGAUGGCGUUCGUCGGCAGCGGCCUCCCCGUCCUGCCCAUCGUCGAGUGGGACGACCAGCUCAUCGGCGACGGGAAGGUGGGGAAGACGAUGAUGGCGCUGUCGGAUCUGCUCUGGGAGGACAUGAAAUCGGGGCCGGACAGGAUCGCAGUCCCGUACAAGUGAUGGAUUAUUGGAGUUGGGUGAGGCUCCUCGGGCGUACGUCAGAAAGAGGUGUGCUACCGACGUGUGGAUUCAUGACGGUAAGCUUCACCUGUUAGGGAUUCACGUCUCUUCGACUUUAUAUGAGAGGAGCUACGUCCAUCGGAGAUAGGAGGAGAAGGGCAACGUGCCGAGUAUAUAUGUGUAGUGUACGUACGCGUGAGCGAGCUGAGAUGGAUAUGAUGCAGUAUCGUGUCGUUUCGUUUCGUUUCUCCUUGUGUUCAUGUGUGGUUUGUAUGGUUUUUUAUCUGUACGUGUCGUCAACGUAAUCCUUGUAUUUUGCGGUGUAUCAGUACUGUAUGAGUGUAUGUGUUUAUCGAUUGAUCAUUAAGUGAAUGAAUAAUGGAUUCUCUCGAUUUCAAAUGUAA